AUGCAACAUAUCAAUAUUACAACUAUAAAGCACUUUAUCAUCACUGGAUUCCCUGGUCUUCCACCUGAUUAUUAUGGACCUGUGUCUGUUCUUCUUCUUCUCAUUUUCCUAGCUAUCGUGGUUGGAAAUGCUUUCAUUUUAGCUGUUAUUAUGUUUGAGAGGACCCUCCACAAGCCAACAUACUUUAUCUUUUUUUACCUUGCAAUGAUAGACAUGGCAUUUGGAAUUGUGACUCUUCCAAAAAUCAUUGCUGUAUAUUGGUGGAAUGACAGGAUAACUUCAUUUGACGCCUGUUUCACACAGAUGUAUUUUGUCCAUGCUUUGGGAGCUAGUCAGUCUUUAAUUUUGCUGGUAAUGGCUUUAGAUCGCUUUGUUGCCAUAUGGUUUCCUUUUCGAUAUCCUGCUGUGAUUACAAACAAAGCUGUUUCUAUUACUUGUAGCCUGUGCUGGGUUGUAACAUUCAUACGUAUGUUGGGGCUUGUGCUUCAUGCCUUAACUUUGCCCUACUGCAACCAAAAUAUCAUCACACAGUGCUACUGUGAUCACCUAUCAGUAACUCAGCUGGGGUGUGGUGAAAAUGUAGCAUAUGUUAAAAGUGUUGCACUUGUAAAUUCCUUGCUUACUCUCUUGGUUCCUUUAACAUUCAUCAUUUUUUCUUAUGUUUCUAUUAUUAUAGCUGUUCUAAAAAUGUCUCACACUGAGAGGUACCACAAAGUCCUGUCCACCUUUGCUCCUCAGAUCUUUAUUACCUGCCUUUAUUAUGUGCCAAGAUGUUUUGUUUAUCUUGCUCACUAUUUGGGAUACAGUUUCAGUACUGAUGCCCGCAUUGUUAUUACCAUGUUGUACAGCUUGAUACCGCCUGUAGUUAAUCCAAUGAUAUACUGUUUCAAGACAAAGGACAUUAAAGAAGCUUUAAUGCAGAGAUUUAAAAAUAGAAAUGUAAGAAUACAUUUUGGGACUGGUUAG
Molecule: messenger RNA, 966 nt
Organism: Micropterus dolomieu (smallmouth bass)
Lineage: Eukaryota; Metazoa; Chordata; Actinopteri; Centrarchiformes; Centrarchidae
Product: olfactory receptor 52B2-like
Exons: 1
Coding region: 1-966 (321 amino acids)
Biological process (GO): G protein-coupled receptor signaling pathway
Cellular component (GO): membrane
Molecular function (GO): olfactory receptor activity; G protein-coupled receptor activity
Source: RefSeq, a predicted model, not a curated record